AUGAGAAAUAUACCAGCGAGCGGCGGCAAAAUGAAGCUAUCCGAGAGCAAGUCCGACACGUCCAUCAUCGCGAACCUGUACAAGUCGAUCAACAACAGCUACCGGCGGCUGUCGAACACGAGCAAUGUCCUGCACCGCAUCCCGGACAUGGAGAUCCCGUGCAUGGCGAUCGCCGACGAGUACGACAUCGAGAAGAUGAUCGCCGAGGGUUGCUUCGCGAAGAUCUACCUGGCGCACCAUCGGCCGACCGGGACGACCGUCGUCCUCAAGGCGAUCCACACCGAGCUGACGAGCCUGAAGGAGUUUGCGAAGGAGUUCCACUACAACUACCAGCUCAGCCACCAUCCGAACAUCCUCAGCUGCUACCAGGUGAAGUUCCAGACGAAGGAGUACUACGUGUACGCGCAGGAGCACGCCCCUUGCGGCGAUCUGGCGGCGAACGUGGGGGCGAGCGGGUUGCCGGAGAGCAGCUGCAAGCGAAUUGCCGAACAGCUCAGCUCGGCCCUGGGUUUCAUGCACCUGAAGGCGCUCGUGCAUCGCGAUUUGAAGCUGGAGAACGUGCUCGUCUUUACGCCAGACUUUGCGCGCAUUAAGCUGUGUGACUUUGGCACGACGACGCGGGAGGGAGUGCUGGUGAGCCGGAACAACAAGACCUGGACCGCGUUCCUGCCACCGGAGGUGCUCGAUGUGGUGAAGAACGAGCGGUUCAUCUGCAAAGCGUCCGCGGACUCGUGGCAGUUCGGCAUCGUGCUGUACGUGUGCUUGACCGGGGCGACGCCGUGGAAGUCGGCGGAUUGGGUGAAGGACGCGAAGUACGCCGCGUUCAUGAAGUACCAGAAGCGCGAGACGACCAAGAUCCCGGACAAUUUCCGCCGGUUUACGCCCCGCUUGCUGCGAGCCUUCCGGCGCAUCUUCGACCAUCGGGAUGAGGAUCGGGCGAAGGUGACGGACAUUAUGAAGUACAUGAAAAACCGAUGGAUGGACGGGAAGAUUGCGACCUCGAAGUCGGCCUCGAACAUUGCCUCCAAUCACCAGCUGCACACGAGCUCCGAUCAGGACUCGGUGAAGUACAUCAACCACCGGGAAAGCCGGAACUCGUUCGAUGGGAAGCUGCGGGCGCGCCGUAUGACCAGCGCAGGGCUGCUAACGCCCGACUCGGGACCCGGCGCGUCCGGUCUGCUUCCCACAGGUGCCGAACAGCAGGAAGCAGUGCGCAGCAAAGUGUGGGGUUGGCUCGAAUCGAACGAUCUGAGCUGCAGCGGCAGCGUGGACGAUCUCACCUUCUGGAGCACCAAGGACACGAAGACACUCCAGCAGCAGCAGCAACAGCAGCAACAGCAACAACACCACCACCACCACCAGCAUCAGCAGCAGGUGCAGCACCAGCUGCAGCAGCGACGGCAGAGUGCCCACGUCGCCCAUCACCAUCAGCAGGACCUGAUUAGCUUCAGCGAGACGCACAACAUCGUGCGCGAAACGAGGACCACCAUCACCAGCGGCAGCGCGAGAAUGUUCAAAUAGAAAAAGCAACCUACCAAACCUCAGAUUCCAAUCGCAGGACACCACCCUCGGAACCCAGCAAACAAACACACAUCAACCGGAACCAUACGCAGCAACGCUGCGUCCUUAGGCUAGUAUAGCUAGUGCAUGUGAUUAUAUUAAUUAUAUGUGUGAUAAAUGCCAAACGCAAGGGAAGGAGGAGAACCGACCGGGAAUGGAGUGCGAACGAGUUGGGGAUGGCAGUGGAGCAAGCGGACGCGAGGGUAAGCGGAUAUUUGAGUGCGGCAGUGGUCGAGUUUUCGUAGAGGCAUUUUAGAGUGAUCGUUUAAGCAGUAAAACGCGCAGAGUGUAGUAUGAAGGUAAAUUAGCAAUGGAGGGUUGGAGCUUGCAGAAAAGAAGAGAAAAGAUUUAAGAAAAGAAACCUUCAAAGGAAGUACCGAAAAGCAAGCAAAGGUAAAAGCAAAAAGAAACAGGGAGACGUAAAACUAUGAAAUUUGUUACAUUUAAUGAAAGUGAUACAGUAUAAAUGAGGAUAUUUAUACCGAUAUAUACAGCUAUACAGUUCAAUAUAUACAAGUUUCGAUGAUGAAAAAAAAAACCAACAGGUGGCCACAGGCUGACGGGAUUUGUGGUUUUGAACCCCCUCUAGUCUAAGCGUUGAGCAACAACAUAAACAAAAAAACAAAGAAAAGCAAAACCAAUUCGUAGAAAAACAAAACCCAAAUAAAUUAGAAGUAGAAAGCGAAAAGGAAUACAAAAAAAUAAAACUACCAGGUUUAGAAGAAAAAAAACAACAAACUGCUCACUGUGUAUUAACUGUUUUCCAAAGUAAGUGUUACCUUGUUUGUAUUAUGAAAAAGAAUUAGAAAACCUACGUUAAGGACAUGAUAGAUCAGGUUACCAGCCAACUCAGAGGGCAUGAAAGGGAAACCCUACAGCAUAAAGUGUAAGCCAGCAAAGCUAAUAAAGCAGGAAAAAUGUGUAGAGAUGUAGACAUGAAAACAAAUAUAGAGAAAAGAAAGGAAAGAAGGCCAAUCGUCAAUAGUACGGAACGGUGAACGAUGCAAUAAUAAAAAAAGUGUGACACAUGGGUGGUGUGAAACAAGUAAAACUUUGUUCAAAUGAAACAAUAAACAAACAAAAGCGAAAGGCAACAUUUGCAGAAGAGAAAUGUACUUUUUAGGAGAUAUAACCAUAAAACCAAAAACUAAAAAAAAAAAAACAAAGCCCGCAAGAGGCAAGGGGGAAAUGAAAAUGUACAUAGCUAGCUGAUAAUGGGCGGGCUGGGUUUCGAAGCUGUUUAGUCGAUUAAUAAAGUAUGUGAUA
This is a messenger RNA of Anopheles coustani, 2826 nucleotides long. It is a transcript of the gene meng, whose product is annotated as serine/threonine-protein kinase meng-po. Gene Ontology annotation, biological process: peptidyl-threonine phosphorylation; peptidyl-serine phosphorylation. The coding region runs from base 1 to 1521 and encodes 506 amino acids. Gene Ontology annotation, molecular function: ATP binding; protein serine/threonine kinase activity. The record is from RefSeq and is a predicted model, not a curated record. Lineage: Eukaryota; Metazoa; Arthropoda; Insecta; Diptera; Culicidae. The transcript has 2 exons.